This is a messenger RNA of Staurois parvus, 413 nucleotides long. The record is from the annotation of a GenBank genome assembly. NCBI's taxonomy places the organism in Eukaryota, Metazoa, Chordata, Amphibia, Anura, Ranidae.
GCAGCCUUCAUCUGAAUACCCCUCUCAGAGACAGCGUGCCAUUGUCCAAACUUUCUGGCAGCAAAGUCUAUCUAAAACUUGAUAAUGCUCAGCCAACAGGUUCUUUCAAGAUUCGUGGCAUCGGACAUCUGUGCAAGACGUGGGCAGAACGUGGCUGUACUCAUUUUGUGUGCUCCUCAGGUGGUAAUGCUGGCCUGGCAGCUGCUUACAGUGCCCGCAUGCUGUCAAUUCCUGCCACCAUCCUUGUCCCUACCACUACUCCAGCCUUUACCAUUCAGAGGGUUAAGGAUGAAGGAGCAACAGUAUGCGUAGUGGGUGAGAUGCUGGAUGAGACGAUUGAGCAUGCUAAAGAGUUGGUGAAUAAUAACCCAGGAUGGGUGUAUAUCCCCCCAUUUGAUGAUCCUUUAAUAUGG